This is a messenger RNA of Styela clava, 2302 nucleotides long. RefSeq lists its product as uncharacterized. Gene Ontology annotation, molecular function: DNA-binding transcription factor activity, RNA polymerase II-specific; RNA polymerase II cis-regulatory region sequence-specific DNA binding. The record is from RefSeq and is a predicted model, not a curated record. Gene Ontology annotation, biological process: regulation of transcription by RNA polymerase II. NCBI's taxonomy places the organism in Eukaryota, Metazoa, Chordata, Ascidiacea, Stolidobranchia, Styelidae.
CAAAUGCAAUAGUACUAAUAUUAUUUCUAAGAAGUAAAUGAAUCAUUUCGUAGAUUUACAAAUCUCCAACUCUUAGAAAAGUGCCCACAGCGCAGAGGGCGGAGUUUGAGAUUUACAGAAUUCCAACGAAUUUGAAGAUUAACUGAAGUAGGUCAGAUUAGGGAGUCGCAUAUUUGAUAGAUUAAGUGUAUGAAAUUUGAAAUGUUCUGAAAUUUGUUGUCUUUUUCGCAGUUUGAUUGGUAAACCUUUUAACACUUACUAUUCAACUAAGAAUAUUUAUAGGAAGAUUAAUAUGAGCGCACCUACAGCUUCACUUUUUCAGUCGCCUACAGCUACAGGUACCGGCAGCCUGGGUGACUAUUAUUUAGGUGUAGGAGCACCGUUAUUACAACAUCAUCACGCAAGCGCGUUUGUGAGCAAAAUGCAACACAAAACCCACAAUCAAGCGUCAUCUCCAGUUUCUCCCAGCAACAGCCAAAAUACAGGAUCUGGAUCGCCCACGGAAAGUAAUUGUUCCACAACAUCUUCGCCGUAUCAUAUCACACCACCACCAACUUCCCCACCAGGCAUGCUCUAUCCACACUCAACAUUAGAAUCAGCAACAUACCUUGUAUCAUCAGCACCUUCAAGCAGAACUUUAACUAACAGUAACAGCUACCCUGGAGUUUCGAGUUCAUACGGAUCAAAAGCAUAUGAAGUAUGGUAUCAGAAGCCGUCGAACAAUAUCAAUGUAGAAGGCGUAACAAAUUCUUCUCCAAAUACGGCAUUAGGAACUUAUUCAAAUUCAAGCCCUAGUACUGGAAGUACUACGUCAUCUAGUUAUGUAACUUCUGCCGCAGCGUAUGCUCACACCAAUCCAUGGGAAGCAGCAUUACAUUCAACUAAUACCUGGUUUGAAAUGCAAAGUCUACAACAUCACCAGCAGAUGGCAGCGGCAGCAUACCCGUCUGAAUAUCACCAUUCGUUUUCUGCGGCACCUCUAACAUCACUAGGAAGUUUAUCCACAGCAGCUCAACAUCACAACCCAUACGACACCUUCAAGCCUGUACUUCCAGGCACAACUGGAAGUAUGUAUUCUUCAGAACCCGCACCCCCACCUGCACUUCCGGCUAUGAUCCCAACUCCUUCAAUACCGGGACCAACACGUUCAACUCGUCGAUAUUCUGGACGAUCGAUUUGUGAAUGCCCAAAUUGUCAAGAAGCCGAGCGAUUAGGACCAGCUGCUUCAUCAUUUAAACCUAAAGUUCACAGUUGCCAUAUUCCUGGUUGUGGAAAGGUCUACAAUAAAACAUCACAUUUGAAGGCUCAUCUAAGAUGGCACACAGGGGAGAAGAGAUUUGCAUGUCCCGUGUGCAACAAGAGAUUUCAACGAAGUGAUCAUCUCAGCAAACACGUAAAAACUCAUACUACCACUGGUCAGGAGAACGGAAACACAAAAAUGAACGGAGUGAAAGUUGAACCGACCGCAGUGGCUGGGGCAGCUGAAAAUGUAACUGGCCGCGCAAAGUAGAGGUUUAAAUAAUACACAAUAAUAGGAGUGAUUAUAUGUUAAACAGAACAACGGGUAUGAGUAUAUGGAGCCUGAUUGAAAUUGAGAUACAACUCACAAAGUGUAUGCAUCAAGGUGAAAUGAAGUCGUCCACUUUUAGUAGCAUAUGUCAAGGCGUUCAUUGCGGAUUUUCUACGACACAGGCAUAAUGAGCAAAGUUACAUUUCGUAUUGACUUUUAUUGUUUGGACUGGUCUAACAAUAUUAUAUACGACCGUCAACGAAAACACUGUAAUAAAACACCCACAAUUAAAUGACAUUUUUGGUGACGAAUAAAAAUUAUGUUUUCAGUUUAGAUAUAGAUAUUAGAACCCAUAUUAACGAUCUAGCAAUGGUCCAUAUUAGAGUGAAUAUAUAAAUAUAUAUUGGGAUUACGUAACCGAUUGACUGUGAAUUAUUGGUUAAUUUUGUGCACAUUUUAUAAUAAACCUCCACGUCACAAAGAAAAUAUGUUAUCGAAUUAGGUGUUCAUGCAAAAAAAAAUUGGCUCUAAAUUUUAACCAAACAAAUUUAAUUUGAAUUUUAAGCUUUUAAUUCACGUAUAAUGACCGUAUGUAUUAAAAUGAUAAUCACAUAAUUAGUCGCAUCGUAAGAAGAAAAAAACUGCUGAAUUGAUUUUUAUGUUUAUUUAUAUAAUUUAUACAUUUUUGUUAUCAUAUUUUGUUGAAUUGUAUUAAUUUUGGUUUGUAUAUUUGAAAGUUUCUCUGAAUUUGUUUGAUUUUUGUUCAUUUAUUUCUUUUGCACAUUUCCAAUA